Molecule: messenger RNA, 484 nt
Organism: Octopus sinensis (East Asian common octopus)
Lineage: Eukaryota; Metazoa; Mollusca; Cephalopoda; Octopoda; Octopodidae
Product: histone H2B, gonadal-like
Exons: 1
Coding region: 1-378 (125 amino acids)
Cellular component (GO): nucleosome
Molecular function (GO): structural constituent of chromatin; protein heterodimerization activity; DNA binding
Source: RefSeq, a predicted model, not a curated record
AUGCCACCAGCACCAGCAACUGCUUCGAAAGGAGCCAAGAAGGCUUCCAAGGCCAAGACCUCUCGCCCUGCCGGGGACAAGAAACGUAAGAAGAAGAGGAAGGAAAGUUAUUCCAUCUACAUCUACAAAGUGAUGAAGCAAGUCCACCCGGACACUGGCAUCUCCAGCAAAGCUAUGUCCAUCAUGAACAGUUUUGUCAACGAUCUGUUCGAAAGAAUAGCUUCUGAAUCCAGCCGCUUGGCUCACUACAACAAACGUUCGACCAUCAGUAGCCGUGAGGUGCAGACUGCUGUCCGUCUUCUCCUUCCUGGUGAGUUGGCCAAACACGCCGUCUCUGAGGGUACCAAGGCCGUCACCAAAUACACUAGCAGCAAAUAAACCUGCUUCGUUUCUCUUCAUCGAAGAAUAACGGUCCUUUUCAGGGCCACCCACAUUCUCAUGAAAGUUAAUUCAAAUUUUCUGCCGAUUUGCGAUCCAUGUUUUU